This is a messenger RNA of Candidula unifasciata, 669 nucleotides long. Lineage: Eukaryota; Metazoa; Mollusca; Gastropoda; Stylommatophora; Geomitridae. The record is from the annotation of a GenBank genome assembly.
AUGAUAAAUGACUGGUGCAUUGUGGGUCUAUCAUCCAUCUUUAAGAAUUGUGCUCAUUCUCCAGCCCAUACAUUGUAUAUAAUUUCCUGCUUGCUCACUCUAGCAUGUAUUCCAUUUCGCUACACAGGACAGUACGACAUUGAGGACAUUCUACUUAUAUUUUCUGCACCAAGUGGGUGGUCUAUCUUCCUCUUUUUUGCCAGGGGCUAUAGACUGACAGGCCCCUUUGUCACAAUCAUAUAUAAGAUGAUCACUGGAGACCUCUUCUGUUUUGGUAUCAUCUACAUAAUUUUCCUUUCCGGGUUUACGCAAGGCUUCUUCUUCCUGUUUCAAAGUGUGUCCUCAAAAACUGCUGACCCUGAUUUGGCCAAAUUUUCCAACGUGCAAGACACAAUACUUAAAAUGUUUGAAAUGACCUUAGGAGAGUUCAGGUACGAAGUGUUCAGUAUGUCCAACUAUCCGCCACUAACAAAGCUGAUCUUUGCCCUGUUUAUGAUACUGGUACCCAUCCUGCUGCUGAACAUGCUGAUUGCCAUGAUGGGCAACACUUACACACAGGUCAUCUCCAAGUCCACCAAGGAAUGGUGGAAACAGUGGGCAAAAAUUAUCGUCAUGCUGGAGUGGGGCAUGACAAAGAAAAGACUAUUACAAAUUCAGCAAGAAUACUCU